Chaetomium strumarium is the source of this 4786-nucleotide messenger RNA. RefSeq lists its product as uncharacterized. The transcript has 3 exons. The record is from RefSeq and is a predicted model, not a curated record. The coding region runs from base 228 to 4301 and encodes 1357 amino acids. Gene Ontology annotation, molecular function: transcription coregulator activity. Gene Ontology annotation, biological process: regulation of DNA-templated transcription. Lineage: Eukaryota; Fungi; Ascomycota; Sordariomycetes; Sordariales; Chaetomiaceae.
AGCCGCCCUCUUCUCCCCAGACCCCACGCUCGACGAUUCAACUCCAAAGGGGAACUGCCGUGGAAUAGAUGGUGGCACUGUAGACGGCUGUUCGACUCAAGGCUGCUUCUCGCCCACUUCGGCCAAAGCCGUUCCAUACCUCAACGUCCUCCGUGCACCGGGUCGCUGCCUGUGACCCGGCUGGCGCCAAAUCUGCGAGAGGCUAACUUCAUCGCCCCUCUGCGGCCAUGGCCGCCAAUAUGCCACAGAUGGGCCCGAACGGUCAGAUGAUGAUGUUGCCACAACAGCAGCAUCCGCAACCUCCACAGCAGCCAAAUAAGCAACUGAAUCAACUGGUCUACAGCAGUCUGAUGCAGACAAUGCACCUGGCGCCCAUGAACUCAUGGCAGAGCAGCGUCAGCAUCCAGGAUCGCUUCGCGAAGGCUGUCACUCUGGUUUCGAAUACGAUUCUAGCGUACCCGCAAAAUCAAUCCGAAUGGCAGAAGCUCUGCCACUCGGCAUUAGAGUUCGAGAAGAAGGCGUUCGUGCAAUCACCGGACAAGCAAUCCUACGAUCACGCCAUGCAGUCACGGAUUCAAGAGCUUGUCAAGCGCCGGCAGAACCUGGUCCCCGAUCUACAGAACCAACUGAACACGGAUGCUGCGAGGCAAGCCCAGUUGCAGGCGGUCCAGCAGCGACAACAGCACCAGCAGCAGAUCAUGAUGAACCAAAUGGCCACCGCGAGGGGCUUGGGCCAACAGCCUCCCCAUGGGUUUCAGUCUCUGCAAAGUCCGAUGCAAGUCCCUGCCAUGGCUCAGCAGCCGCAACAGAUAGGCAUGGGAAUGGCGCCGCCGGGCAUGCUACAAAACCGACCGGAACAGCAUCAGUUCGCCAUGCAGAUGGGACAAGCACGGCAGCCGCCAUUCGUGCCCCCCGGUCCAGGCCAGCUGAGUGCGCAUGAUAAGGCCCGGGUCAACGAGCUGGCUUUGCAGUCCAUGAACCGCACACCAGAAGAUGUUAAGGCUAAUAUCAGAAACAUGAUGCGGCAAAAGAUGUCGCCCGCCCAGCUGGCAGACGCCGCGGCAAAUGGAAGGGACAUAGCGCUGAUCUGGUUCCAUAACUACGCCAUGAACCAGCUGCAAAAGAACCCGCAGCAGCGUGGUAUGAUGCAGGCGCGACCAGGAGGCAUGCCGCCCAACAUGAUGGCUCCGGCACCACACCACGGAGGACAGAUGAACCCCGCCCUGAUCAACACGAUAGCUCCGCCAACGGUCAUGCCCGAUGGCCAAAUGUUUGUCCCGAACAUGGAGAGCAUCCGGAAUGACCAAGAGUUGGGCUACCUUGCCCAACAAGCCGGUCAGGUGGUGGUACCCGCCAGUACUGCCCCCGGUCGAAAUGCAGCUCCUGGUGUGAUGACUGGGCUCGGGCCACAGCAGAUGCCUGGUAACCAACAGGGCCCAAAUCAAACACCGCGGCCUCCACAAGGGCAGCAGCCAUUCGGUAUGCCGCCCGUUAAGAUGGACGCCGCGGCCCAAGCACAGCCGGGAGUGCGGCCGUCCGCAGGUCGUCCCAUGCAAGGCCAGCAGCCGGGCAUGGCGGCUCCUAACGCGAUGCCCAAGAACUCGCAGAGUCCGGCAAUGCUGGGGACCACCCUCAAUCCCCAGUUCAGCCACCAGAACAAUGCGAGGCCGCCAUCCCUGCCGGGGAACCUGAACAACCCGGCUAUACAAGGAAUGCCUCCGAACCUCACCCCUGAGGCGCGGCCCGGGAUUGGUGCCCUACCGGCAAGCGGAUCAACGAGGGAACUAAUCAACGAGUGGCGCGAGCAGCAACGCGCCGCUAACAAUGGGUUUCCGGGCGCUAAGCAGGGGUUGGCGGCCGGGCAAGGGGUGAUGCCGCCAGGGGCUCGGCCCCCGGCGAUGCAACAGCAGAUCACCGGCGAAGGCGAUGACAUCAUGGCAAUUAUCCAGACGCCGCCGGGUCGAGCCUCCAUGAACAGCAUGGAUGUGCCUCCAUUCCUUUUGAAUCGCCUCCGUCAGGUCGUGGGCGUUGUGCCGGCGGAGAUCCGAAAAUGGGGUCAGUUGAGACAGUUCAUCGCCAACAACCCCAGCAUCAACACCCCGCAAACGAACAAUUAUCUGAACCAAUGUCAGGUAACCCAGUUCAAGCAGUUGUGGGAAAGGAAAAGAGGAGCUGCGGCACCCAGCGCCCCGGCUCCCCAGCAGCAGCAGCCACCGAAUCAGCCGAUGGCGUUGCCUCCUGGCGCUCAAUAUCCGCCAAACAUUGCGCAGAUAACCCCGAAUGACAUCCAGAAUGUCCGCCAGAGGAAUCCUACACUGCAGGCCAUGCCUGAUGAGACUGUCAUAGAGAUAGCAAGGAAGCUGAAACGUGAUAGUUUCGCAAGGAAGGCUUGGGAGAUGUACAGGCAAUCUUCACAGGCACAAGUUCCAGGGGUUCCAAAACCUACUGCUCCGGUCUCUCAGACUCCCGUAACCCAACACACGCUAGCCACGGCGGCGACGCACCCCAACCCGCCACACGUCGUUCCGCACCAAACGGCUCUGCCGAAGCCUCUGGGAGCUCCGGUAGCGGAGGCGGCCGCCGUACCUGCCUCGGGAGCUCUCAAGAAUGGCCGCGCACCACCUAAUCCUUCGCCGGUGACCGCGUCGAAGAACUUGAAGCGGUCAAACCCCGACGGUGCGGGCGAUAUGCCCGGCCAGCCGGCCAACGCCGCGCCGCGGGCCGCUCCUCAAUCGGACCAGCGAGCUCCACCGGCAGGAGCGCCGAAACCGAGCGCGGAGCAGCUUAUGAAGAUGCGGGGCCGGCCUGGACCCAGCGGAAAUGGAGACGAGGCCGCCGCCGUCGCCCGACUGAGGCUCCUGCAUGGGGAAGUGGCGCAACUCGCGCAGCAGGAGGAGAAGCAGGAGGUCAUUAUUCAAAUGUCGCCAACAGAAAUGCACGAGACUCGGCAGAAGAUCCUCAAGGCGGCGGAGAAGAUCAACCUGUUCCGCGGCUCAAGCUUGCCGCUGUGGUACCAUCUCACCAAAGAUGACUCACGGGCCAAGAUGUUCUUCAAGACGGUACGUACCAAGCUGUUUCCCUUUUCUGAUAAGUUGAAACUGUACUCAUACUUUGUGCAGCAAAGGAAAGUUCUUAGGCAGUUCGUGGACCAGAAAACGAUGCGGGGGUUCCGCCCCGGUUUGACCAUCUCUAAGGACGAGCUGGAUCAGUUCAUCAACAUGAUGGACAGCAUGCUGCGCGACCUGGAAGCGCUCAAGAAAGGAAACCAGGAGACUCCCGCCGCCGAGCCGCAGAUACCGCAGAUCGAGCGACCCGUUCCGGAUUUGGUCCUCCCGCCCGCCCGGAAGAAACCCAAGACCGGAGCAUCCCACGCAUCACCCCCCACGACGCAGCAACAAGGCGCCGUAUCGUCGUCGCCCCAGGUCAAGGCACCUUCGCCUGUGGUGACCAGAAAGGCAGAGCCGCCCAAACAGUUGCCUCCCAAGUUAACAUGCCCGGAACCCGGGUGCGAGAUGGGGUCAAUGGGCUUCCCAUCGGAGGAGGCGCUCAAUGCCCACCGCCAGGAGGAGCAUGUCAAGCCAUUCGAGAACCCUUACGGAUUCCUGCAGGAGCAAAUGGCUGCUGCUUUGGGGUUGGAUGCGCAAGGCAACCCGAAACCACCCCUUAACCCCAACGGCCAGCAAGGCUCGACGCCGGCGGCGCCGCCCAUGAGCGCCACUCGUUCCAAACAAGGCCAGACGCCGAAGAUGGGCUCGACGCCAAUGUCUCGGGCGGUAUCCAUGCAACGGCAGGGCAGCAGCGCGGCAGGCGGAAAGGCGGCUGAGAACAGCGGCACCCCUAACACAGCCUUCAAGGUGGGUCAGACGACAACCCGGCAGCCGGUGGUUAAGAAUGAGAUGGGGACACCCCAUGCCCCGGUCGUGGAAGAUGCAUGGUCGGGCUCGACGGUCGACCCGCAGAACCUGUUCCAGAGCGUCGCUCGCUCGUUGGAAUCUGUCACGGGGAGCUUUGUGCCGGAGUUUGGGACGUAUCGGUCCCUGACACCAAACGACACGCCGGAAUCCAGCAAGGACAGCGGGGCGUCGGAACCGAGCAGUGACAUCCCCGAGGGCACCAGCCUGGACAUUGACGUGGCGUGGCAGUCGGCGCUGGACAGCGACCUGCUGUGGGACAUGAACAACAUCAACAUGGAGACGUUCGAGGAUGUGAACGCGGGUAUGUUUGCGAACGAGGAGUAUGAGUCGUUGAUGUUCUCCUUGGAUUGCAUGGACGACGACCUCUCCAAAUCUUUGAAUCAAUGAGGCCCGGCGGGGCCGGAGCGCGGUUUUAAUACCUCAGGUAAUGGAGGGCCGGGCUAAAGCAUUGGGUGGGUGGGUUGGUGAACUGGUUAAAAAACGGGCGGUUGGGCGUUGAUAUCGUCAUUGCCUUUUACUGUUGCUAUCUAUUUCCGGAAGGUGAAGCGACCUACUGCAUUGAUUUGGGUUUUGAAUCUGAGGUCCGGACUCUCUUAUGUCGACUCGUUAUGUGGUCAUUCUUCCAUUUCACAGGUCUAUUAUUAUUACCUGUAGACAGUAUCUAGGUAGCCUGUGGCUCGCUCGUGGUUACGGUACCUUGGCCACCCUGGAGUUUGGGAGUGUAUGAUGCUUUUGGGUUAUGAUGAUAUAACUGCACAUGGGGUGAUACCCACAUUUCUCACUUGGUAAUGCGUACUGUACGUACAUUGUGUGUUGUACAAUGGAAUUUCCAUUCAUGGUGAGAAAGACCACGCAUUGAACGAUAAUCUGGU